Meyerozyma guilliermondii ATCC 6260 is the source of this 1824-nucleotide messenger RNA. RefSeq names its product serine/threonine protein kinase. Gene Ontology annotation, cellular component: cytoplasm. Gene Ontology annotation, biological process: peptidyl-serine phosphorylation; autophagy. The transcript has a single exon. The record is from RefSeq and is a predicted model, not a curated record. Bases 1 to 1824 code for a protein of 607 amino acids. NCBI's taxonomy places the organism in Eukaryota, Fungi, Ascomycota, Pichiomycetes, Serinales, Debaryomycetaceae. Gene Ontology annotation, molecular function: ATP binding; protein serine/threonine kinase activity.
AUGGACGUGUCCAAGCUUUCCAUUGAAGAUGAUCCUGUCACCCACAAGAAAACUAUUAACAAUAGAUAUCGGAUAGUCCGCAAAGUUGGAGAGGGCCAAUUUGGAAAGGUGCUCUUAGCAUUAGACACCACCAAUAAGGAGGAUGUAGCUAUCAAAACUAUUAAUCGAAUAGACAAAAAGAAGCUUAUCACCAAGACCUACCUCAAUCAGGCGACAAAAAUCAAACGCGAGAUACAGAUCAUGAAAGAAUGCUCACAUCCCAACGUGGUGAAACUCUUUUCUGUGAUUGAUGAUUUGAAAUACGAUAAAAUUCUUCUUGUACUUGAAUAUUGCCAAUACGGGGAGAUUGACUGGAAGCGAUAUAACCAUUAUAAUGAAAAAUACUUCAAAGAAGAUGGACUCACAUUGAACCGCAUACUACGUGAUGUAGUCAAUGGAUUGGAUUACCUUCACAAUUACAAACGCAUUAUACACAGAGACCUCAAGCCGUCCAAUCUACUUAUCAGUAGAGACCGAACCAUCAAGAUCUCUGAUUUUGGGGUUAGUUUGAUUUUGGAGAACAACGCAAAUGACCAAAAAGAGUUAGGUAAGACCAUGGGGACGCCGGCGUUCUAUGCACCUGAACUCUGUCAAUUUGUCAAUAAUAGACUCUCGAUGAUUGAAGAUAUCAGCAAGUCCAAAACUCGAAUAGAUCUGCGAAUAGAUAUUUGGUCCUUGGGUGUUGUGUUAUAUUGUCUUGAGUUUCAUGAACUACCAUUCAAUGGUUUCAACGAGUACGGAUUGUUCAAAAACAUAGUUAACAAGACACUCACGUUUCCUCCCACGAAGCACGUGAAGCGGACUACCGACGAGGAUGUUAAAGAACUAGACUACCUCAAAGACUUGAUAACGAAAUUAUUGAUGAAAGAUCCAAACCAAAGAAUCACGAUAGAUGAGAUCAAACUGCACCCCUUUAUAUUGUACGACUUGAACCCCCAGCAGGUUGAAGAGUUCAAAAACUUUAAUAGAAGCACCGUCAAGAAGACACAUGAAGGACUUACGAAUAAGAUUCGGAAAUUGUUCGUGGGCAAGGCUCCGCCAAAAGCUGAAAAAACCGAAUCAUACCUAGCACUGGAGAAUCUCGAACCUGUUGACGAGCUUUUGGAUUCUUAUUUAGAUUCGUCGUCGGAAAGUGAGUAUGAAGAAGAAGGUGAACAGGUUGAAUCGAUCAGAAAGCUGCCUCCACCUUUGGAGCUCAUACCGCCUUCUACACUUGGUGAAUCUGGGUCAGGUCUGAGAAGCAACAGAAGUUCAAGCCUGAGCAACUCUUUUGCUUCUAGUCCAGUCACCGUGGGUGCAGCAUCACCUUCUUCGCAGCUGUCACUUUUCAGUCCUUCAAAGAGGUUUUUCUCAAGACGACAAAAAAGCAAAAAAGCUGAACCUCCCCAACCCACCAUCAGUUCACUCUCGAGUCCUACUUCCGACAACUAUACUAUGGAACCUCCCGCAGUAUUUGGAUCGAACAAUCUGUCGUCUUCGUGUUCUCGCAAAAACUCAAUGAUUUCACAGCGGUCAGGAGGAGGCUUGAGUCGAAUCACCAGCUCCAAUUCGUCGUUAAAUUUGAACAUGUACUUAACUGACGACACCUUGUCACUACACACAUCCAGUGGUGGAAGCAGAGCAAGCAGAGAUAGUGGGGCUAGCAGAAAUAGUAUAAGCGGAGCGGACGACACCAUGAGCAACCCCGAUGAUACUCUCACCUAUGAAGAUCGUUUGCCUGAGGUGGGUCGUCAUUUCGACAUGAGCCGGUACUUGGACCUGCUUGAUGGAGGCAUCAGCAAUUAG